Anneissia japonica is the source of this 1071-nucleotide messenger RNA. RefSeq lists its product as uncharacterized. NCBI's taxonomy places the organism in Eukaryota, Metazoa, Echinodermata, Crinoidea, Comatulida, Comatulidae. The record is from RefSeq and is a predicted model, not a curated record. The transcript has a single exon. Bases 1 to 1071 code for a protein of 356 amino acids.
AUGAGCCAAACCAGUUAUAUCGAAGAAGCCAAUGAACAAUUAUCGAACACUACAUUUUAUAAGAAAUUAGAUAAGGACCAUACUGUUGAUUUUAAACGUGAACUUUUGAACAUGACCACAGGGUUAUCUACUCAUACCCGUUCACGUAUGCCUGCUCUUAUCCCUAGGAACCCACAGCCAGGUACGUUUUACACCAUUCAAAAACUACACAAGCUACCCAAACUUAUCGACAACAUGCUCACAACCAACCCGCACAACAUAUCCACAUCCAUUGAUCCAUUCAAAAUAUUUGACAUCGCUAAGUCGCUCAAUAUUCAUCCACCAGGCCGUCCCAUUAUCUCCAAUAUAGGAACGCUUACUGAACACCUAUCCGGUUACGUGGAUUCUGUUAUUAAACCUUUCAUUCCCUCCAUCCCCAGCUACAUCAAAGAUACCACGCACUUUCUCAACAAUCUCUCACAAAUCCCUAACCUUCAGACGGAUGCUCUAUUGGUCACCAUGGAUGUCACAUCCCUGUACGCGAACAUCCCCCAUGCUGAAGGCCUAGUCGCCCUUGAAUCGUUGCUCAGCAAAAACUUGUUUCCAUUAGAUCACAUCCAGGAUAUUUUAUCUAUUUCUAGGUUCAUACUUACCCAUAAUAAUUUUAUAUUUAAAGAUCAACACUACCUUCAGAUCAGCGGUACUGCCAUGGGUACUAAAAUGGCCCCCAAUUAUGCUAAUGCCUUCAUGUCUUCCCUCGAGGAGAAACUUAUCAACAGUUUUCAUCUCAAACCUAUGCAUUAUGUCAGAUACAUUGACGACAUUUUUUUUAUAUGGAACCAUGGCAUUGAUGCGCUUGAGCUUUUCAAAACUCAUGCGAACGCUUUCCAUCCCACUAUUAAAUUCACGUUUGAACACUCUCAACACACUCUCCCGUUCCUCGAUGUCUCUGUCAAGGUUACAGACGGGAAACUCUCGACUUCUUUGUACUGUAAGCCCACCAAUCGUCACUGUUAUCUUAACUAUAACAGCUUUCAUCCCCUUAAACUCAAACAAUCAUUGAUAUUCAGCCAAUGUCUUCGCAUCAGAUGA